Acanthosepion pharaonis is the source of this 615-nucleotide messenger RNA. The record is from the annotation of a GenBank genome assembly. NCBI's taxonomy places the organism in Eukaryota, Metazoa, Mollusca, Cephalopoda, Sepiida, Sepiidae.
AUGGCCGACGUAGCGUACUGGGCUUUGUCAAUAAUACAUUCAGUCUCUUCUAUUAACCCAUAUUUUCUUUCUUUCUUUCAUUUUCCUUUCUUUCUUUCUUUCUUUCUUUCUUUCUUUCUUUCUUUCUUUCUAUGCAUAUGUUCAUCUUUCAAGUUUAUCUUUCUCUUUUCUUUCUUUCUUUCUUUCUUUCUUUCUUUCUAUGCAUUUAUCUUUUUUUCCUUCUUUCUUUUUUCCUUUUUCUUUUUAUGCAUAUGUUCAUCUUUCAAGUUUCUCUUCUUUCUUUUCUUUCUUUCUUUUCUUUCUUUUCUUUCUUUUUCAUUCUUUCUCUUUCUUUCUUUUUUCUUUCUUUCAUUCUUUCUUUCUCUUUCUUUCUUUCUUUCUUUCUUUCUUCUUAUGCAUGCGUUUAUCUUUCUUUCUUUCUUUCUUUCUUUCUUUCUUUCUUUCUAUGCAGAUGUUCAUCUUUUAAGUUUCUCUUCUUUUCUCUUUCUUUAUCUUUUAUUAUUUCAUAUUUUCCAACGCGAAAGGAUUUUUGUAUAUCGCUUCUUCUUUUUUUAUCUCCUACUUUUACGCCCCAAACGCAGAGACUACAGACAGAUUCGUUAUGAAAUAUUUUGA